CGCGCUUGCGCAGUUAACAGCUCCAAGAGCGCUCCCGCAGUAGUCUUAAAUUCAUUCUAGAGCAGGGAAUAGAAGCUUAGUUUUUUUAAUAGAACGCCGAGAGGCUCGAACAGAAGGCCCGGACUUUAAAGGGCUGGGAGGUAGCCCGCCUAAAGGAACCUUGUUCACAUUUCGGAAGGACCGCCUCCAUCAACUUGACCUGUAACCCUGGCUUCGGCCCCGGCUCCCAGGUGUACUGUGUCCUCCAAGAGCGCGAACCCGCACUCCCCACUCCGCGGAGAAAACCUGGCCGGGACUUCUGCUCUCAACUCGGGGUGACCUUGGUUGGGUGUUUCCCUUCCCUGGGCCUCUAGUUUCCCCACUUGUAAAAUGGUUUGAGGGCAGACUUGGUCCUUGAGCCCAGGAUCAGUCUCAAAGCGUUUUUCGGCCCUCGGAUGCACCUCCCGAUCCUCAGCUGCUCCCAAAGAGUUGGGGAGACUCCUGCGGAUACCUCCCCAAACUGGGAAGCUUUCUCGAAUGGGCGGCGGCGGGAUAGAGCGGACAGAGGUGGAACACUCAGAGGAGGCAGCCCCUGAUUGGCUGUGGGAAAAGGGGCGGGACAUAGGUGGGCUGAGGGGCGGUGCCGUUGGGGACCUGACCCGCAGGUUUAGGUACCCAGAGAAUAAUGGUACGUUGUUUUACUUAAUCCCCUCCAUUUAAGGAUCCGUUUAAGAAUGCCCAGUCAAGAUUCCAAUACUAGCAAUUUACUAUAAUUAACAAAAAAAGAUUUCAAUCUUGGUCUAGUCUUGAUAAGGAAAAUAUUCAACACAGCCGUCAGGGUCAGUAAACCACUUUUUUCCUCCCGUUGGCAAAGUCAGCAGAGCACCCCCAGCUGUCUCCUCCCCUCUUUCUCUGGGCUCUUCUUUUGCCCUGCUAAUGCCAAAAUGCCACACAUCAAAAUAAUAUAAAUUGUUCCCCUUGCUUGUGCUUAGGGCUCAGACCUUGGGAGAUUACUCCCCUCUGAGCCCGCCGGUGUAAAAUAAAACCUCAACACUCCAAGACCUCCGAGUGCCACUUGGUUCUUCCAUCAGUGAUCCAGUCCAGGUUUUCCAGUAUUCUCCAUCACAGUCUGAUCACAGAAUCAAGGCAUUUUCGGCAACAUACCUAAUGGGGAAGCCACAAGGCCCUCCUUGCCUCCCUCCACCUCCUCCCUAGCUUAGUUUUUUUUUUCUAUAUGGCAUGGGGAAUCAUAGCUGCCCUCCCUACUCAUGCCACAGAAUGAUGGCCCAGGGAGAUAUGUCCAGGAGCCUCAAGAAAAGCAAAGGUCUUGGAGAACAGAGCUGAUGGCAUGGGCAUCAUCAACUUCCUCUUUCACCACCUCCUGGGUACAGGCUCACUCAUACUCUACUCCUCCAGCAACCUUGCCAGCUUGGUGUGAACUUUAUCACAGAUGGGGAAUAAGAGGCCCAAGUAGGGGAAAGGACUUGUCCCAGGUUAGACAGGGUGCCAUUGGCCAAAUAGACCAUGAUAAGGGCCUCCAGUUGACAGUGCCCUCUCUCCUAUAGCAAGUAAAAGCAGUGAAAAGUUGAGGCCACUUGGUCAUGAGUGAAAUUAGCAACUGGGAUUAAGACCAGGGCUCAGGGCAUUCAGUGUGGGGCUCUUUUCCCCUUCCUCCCUGUACCCCAUUGUCUUAAUGAACUUGUCCCCCAAAUCUCACCAGUGGGAAUUCCUCCAACCCCUCCCUCCGAAGCUGUGGAGGGAGUGAGGGGUGGGUGGGUGUGAGGUUUUGAUAGUACUAGUGCUGGGGAGAAGAAAGAGGUGUGGAGGACAGAGGAGCAGCCUCCCACACACACAGUAUGAGGGCCGCUGUGGUUGGAGCCUGUUUCUCCUCCCUCCCUUCAGGCCUGGGAGAGGAGCAUGGGCCCUGCCAGGUUGGCAGCUUUAGGGCUGCCUGAAUUACCUAUCCAGAUCCUGAGUCUGAUUAGGUUCCAGAGACAAAGAGUGCUAGUGUGUGCAGAAGGUGCCCAGGGAAGCCCCUCCCUACCCGGCCCUUGCCUGGAAUUGGUCACCUGGCUUGGCCGGAAGGGCCUCUAGGCAGGUUGGGCCAGAUCCUCCCUCCUUCAUUCUGCCUGGAGCCACAGGGGAACAAAGCUGGAUCAGUCCAACAGGUACAGAUGAGGACACUGAGGCCCAGAGAGGGGGCCUGACUUGUCUAAGCUCACACAGCCUGGACAGAGCUGGGCCAAACUGGGUCUCAAGCCUAAACAACCAGCACCUUUUCACAUGCCCACACCUGUUUCCCUUUCUCCCCCAACACCCUUGAACUUCUUAGAGGCCCAGCAGGCAUCUCAGCACUACAGUCUACCCUGAGUGGGUUAAGUUAAGCAAGGUGCAGGGUCAGCAUUGUGAGUGACCACAGUGAGGUCUGCAAACCCAGUUCCUGGCACAGACCCCCUGGCCAAGCCCUAUGUACUAUACCUGCUCCCUCACAUUUACUCCAUAUACUCUACUAAAGGUCUUGGGGAGGGAUUCACCCACCCCCACCCCAGCUCCAGCCUAGAGAUGAGGGUCAGGUGUCCUGGAGGCUCAAAGUUCCAGAGGCCCGGAUGGCCCCUGCUUUCCCUUAUCUCUUCUUAAUCUCUAGAUGUGCAAGGAGCUGCCACCAGUCUCCAUGGCAAACGUUGCCCCUGGCCUCCAAAGGACCACAGCCCAACCUUCCUUCAGACCCCCAUCUUCCAGAAAAAGGCAUCUGGCAUCUUGGGAGAGGAGAUUUGAGGGGUUGUAAGGGUCUCAGCCUGGGCCGUUUUCCACAGCUUCCUUUGGGGUUGGGGCCUUUCAGGACCCUAUUUUUAUAACUGAAGUUGGGCUAAAGGGCCCCUGGCACAGCGAGGUACUGGAAGGCUUCCAGCACAUACUUAGCAUUGGGUCUGUGCUGGGCCCUGGCUGGGCACUGGGGACCCAGCACAGGGCAAGACAGGCAGGGCCUAGUCCCAGAGCAGCUACCUUCUGGGGGUGGGGGAGCAGGCUAUAAACAAGUCAACAAGGUCAACUUUGAAGAAGUGCUGGGAAGAAAACAACCCAAGGGAUGUGGAAAGAGGAGCCAGCCAUAGGAAAAUCUUGGCAGAGUUCUGGCAGAGGGAACACCAAGGGCAAACCCUGGUCAGGAAACCCUCAGGGAGGAGCAGCAGGAAGCUUUGCCUGAAGGGUAGAGGCUGGCAGGGGUCUGGGAAAGGGGCCAGAGGGUGUUCUAAACGGUCACUGCAUCUCUGGGGGCAGUGGGGAGGAACGCCCAUGUCACAGGACUGAGGGGAGUUAACUGAGGGCCUGGCGCUGGAGUGUAUAUGCUCAAUCAACUGUGGCUGCUUUUUGUUCCCCGUCCAAAGUGCCCACCACUCGCUCCAGGGCCAUGGUCUAGGUGGGGCCUGCUAUGGGUUUCCACGUGGAUAGGUAGGAAGAAGAAAUCCAGGCCGGGCACAAUUGUACAGGUCCAGGCAAGGGUUGGGGAUCCCCAGCCCUGCCCAGGAGGCCCAGGCCAAUGGCGUCAUUGAGGCCCCUCGCCAGCUCCGGGGCAGGAGGCGACUUUCAGGAGGACGCUUUGUCUGGGCUGCGCCAGAGUCAUCGCCAGGCGGGCCGGAUCACCUGGACUUAGCCGAGGUGGAGCAGAUGGGGGAGCAGGGGUUUCCAGGUGCUCCACAGCACCGGGCAGGUCUCGGCCAGCCCCGCCUCCCGUCCUCGGGGCAGGUGUCUCCAACCCCCGUCGCCCUGCUUUCCAGCCUUUUCCCCCUUACUCCGGCCAUCCCUUUGAUCCCGGGCUCGCGGUCACGGACCCCUCCUUCAGGGGCAGGUUAAGGGGAGGAGUCGGAGCUCCAGAACACGGAAGAGGGGGAUGGGCUCAGAGCAGGUGGCAGGGAACGAGCCUUCCUGGGAGGUUGCUCCCGCUCCCUCCAGCCGUCCCAUGGUAUCCGGGGGUCCGUCCUCUCCGGCUGCUGGAGGAGGGCGUCGGAUCCCGGGGAAGGAGGCGGGCCAAACCCCCAGGGGUCUCCCCGCCCCUUCGGGUUCAGUCAAGCGGAGGUGAAACCUGAACUCUGGUUGGGGGCGGGGCUGGCUCUUUCGCCGACAGGACUGGCCUGCGCCUCCAUUCCCGUUUUCCUUCUACCCCUCUUUUCCCUGCCCCCGGGCCAGCUUCUGAAAGAGUAAAGUCGGGGUCCUAGAGCCGCUGGAGCAGGGCCGGCGAUGGAGCCCGAAGCCCGGGGGCGCUCCCCGCCCUGAGGGCCCCCGCAGGUGGCCAUGAUGCCCCGAGGGCGCCCCCGGGCGCUGGGGGCAGCCGCGCUGCUCUCGCUGCUGUUGCUCCUGAUUGGAUUCUUCCUGUUCCGCGGGCACCCGGAGUACGGGCGGCCGCAUGGGGUUGCUGCCCUGGAAGGAGACCCACCAGCGGACCAUAGGGGCCACAACAGCUCGGACUGCGUGCCUCCGCGGCCGCUGCUGCCCAAAUGCGAGCUCUUGCAUGUGGCCAUCGUGUGUGCAGGACAUAACUCCAGUCGAGAGGUCGUCACCCUGGUGAAGUCCAUGCUUUUCUACAGGAAAAAUCCACUGCACCUCCACUUGGUGACUGAUGCUGUGGCCAGGAACAUCCUGGAGACACUCUUCCACACAUGGAUGGUACCGGCUAUCGGGGUCAGCUUCUAUGAUGCUGAUGAGCUCAAGACCCAGAUCUCCUGGAUCCCCAACAAGCACUACUCUGGCCUCUAUGGGUUAAUGAAGCUAGUGCUGCCUGGGGCCCUGCCCCUUGACCUGGCCCGUGUCAUUGUCCUAGACACAGAUGUCACCUUCACCUCUGACAUUGCAGAACUUUGGGCACUCUUUGCCAACUUUUCUGACAAGCAGGUGAUCGGUCUUGUGGAGAACCAGAGCAACUGGUACCUGGGCAACCUCUGGAGGAACCAUAGGCCCUGGCCUGCCUUGGGCCGGGGAUUUAACACAGGUGUGAUUCUCCUGUGGUUGGACCGGCUCCGGCAGGCUGGCUGGGAGCAGAUGUGGAAGCUGACAGCAAUGAGGGAACUCCUCACCCUGCCUGCCACCUCUCUGGCUGACCAGGACAUCUUCAAUGCUGUAAUCAAGGAGCACCCAGGGCUGGUGCAGACCCUGCCCUGUGUCUGGAAUGUGCAGCUGUCAGACCACACACUGGCUGAGCGCUGCUAUUUGGAGGUGUCUGACCUCAAGGUGAUCCACUGGAACUCACCAAAGAAGCUGCGUGUGAAGAAUAAGCACGCAGGAUCCUUCCGAAACCUCUACCUGACCUUUCUGGAGUAUGAUGGGAACCUGUUGCGGAGAGAGCUCUUUGGGUGCCCCAGCCCACCCCCACCUGAGGCUGAGCAGUUGCAGCAGGCCCUGGCACAGCUCGAUGAGCAAGAUCCGUGCUCUGGGUUCCGGCAGCAGCAGCUCAGUGUGCACCGUGUGCACAUCACCUUCCUGCCCCAUGAGCCACCACCCCCCAGGCCCAAUGAUGUUACCCUAGUGGCCCAGCUCUCCAUGGACCGGCUACAGAUGCUGGAAACACUGUGCAGGCACUGGCCAGGCCCCAUGAGCCUGGCCUUGUACCUGACAGAUGCAGAGGCCCAGCAGUUCCUACAUUUCGUCGAGGCCUCGGUGGUGCUCUCUGCCCGGCAGGACGUGGCCUACCAUAUGGUUUACCGCGAGGGUCCCCUCUACCCUAUCAACCAGCUUCGCAAUGUGGCCUUGGCUCAGGUCCUCACGCCGUAUGUCUUCCUCAGUGACAUUGACUUCCUGCCUGCCCACUCCCUCUAUGACUACCUCAGGGCCUCCAUCGAGCAGCUAGAGCUUCGCAGUGGGCGGAAGGUAGCUCUGGUUGUGCCAGCAUUUGAGACCCUGCACUAUCGCUUCAGCUUCCCCAGUUCCAAGGUGGACCUGCUGGCCCUGCUGGAUGCUGGUGCUCUCUACACCUUCAGGUACCAUGAGUGGCCCCAGGGCCACGCACCCACAGACUAUGCUCGCUGGCGGGAGGCUCAGGCCCCGUACCGUGUGCAGUGGGCCGCUGACUAUGAGCCCUAUGUGGUGGUGCCGCGUGACUGUCCCCGCUAUGACCCCCGAUUUGUGGGCUUUGGCUGGAAUAAAGUAGCCCAUGUCAUGGAGCUGGAUGCACAGGAGUAUGAGCUCCUGGUGCUGCCCGAGGCCUUCACCAUCCACCUGCCACACACCCCAAGCCUUGACAUCUCUCGCUUCCGCUUCAGCCCUACCUAUCGUGACUGCCUCCAGGCCCUCAAGGAUGAGUUCCACCAGGACUUGUCCCGCCACUAUGGGGCUGCUGCCCUCAAAUACCUCACUGCCCUGCAGCAGCCCCAAAGCCCCACCUGACCUUAGGCUGGGCCUGCACAGUUCACCCUUACCCUUUGCCUUGGCUCUUGUGCACACUCCAUGAAGACAUUGGGGCAACCUUGCUGCCCUUCUCACCAGCCCUGCUAUGUAAAUUAUUUAAGUCUCUGUGGGAAGGGCUGCAGUGGAGCACCUGUGAGUUGGGUUUUAGGGACUUCCCUUGCUGCUAUCUAUGCCUGGGGUCUAGUCUCUGCCCCCACUGGUUUGGGGCUCAUUUCACCAUCCCCAGCUCUACAUCCCCUUUUCAUAGUUAAAGUUUUAAAAGCACUUUUUCAUGUUCCCCUUGGCUUGGGGCAUGAGGGCAUCAGUAAGCCCUGGGAGGUGCUGGUAUCACUAGGGUCACUGGAGGGCCUGGCCAUCCCCUGGAGGAUGACUGGAAUAUGUCUUGUCCACCCUUCCCCUGCCCCAAACCCAUCAUCAUGAGGCUGAGAGACUUUAUUUGGCUUUAUUUAGUAAAAUGUUAAAAUAAAUAAAUACAAAUUGA
Molecule: messenger RNA, 6853 nt
Organism: Manis javanica (Malayan pangolin)
Lineage: Eukaryota; Metazoa; Chordata; Mammalia; Pholidota; Manidae
Source: RefSeq, a predicted model, not a curated record